Messenger RNA from Gloeophyllum trabeum ATCC 11539, 3154 nucleotides. RefSeq lists its product as uncharacterized. Gene Ontology annotation, biological process: mitotic spindle orientation checkpoint signaling; regulation of Ras protein signal transduction. NCBI's taxonomy places the organism in Eukaryota, Fungi, Basidiomycota, Agaricomycetes, Gloeophyllales, Gloeophyllaceae. Gene Ontology annotation, cellular component: SIN/MEN two-component GAP complex; mitotic spindle pole body. The record is from RefSeq and is a predicted model, not a curated record. Bases 286 to 2877 code for a protein of 863 amino acids. Gene Ontology annotation, molecular function: GTPase activator activity. The transcript is spliced from 3 exons.
CUCUCCGUUACAUACUGCCACUGUCUGCGUCGACGAACACGAGGCACUGCUCUCCCCAGCAGUUUUCUCCUCGCUCGCCCAAAGGCAUUCUCUGCGGCUUUAUCCUGCUUUAUUGUUCGACAAUCCUUCCCGCUUUUCCCGCUAAUGCUAUAAUCACGGCCCACUUGAUCCGCUCUCUGUAUCCCUACCCCACUGCGCCAGUUUCACACACCCGCUCCAUCCACUAUCCCACUUCUAGGGCCUAAUACUAUACUCGACCUUUGCCUAGUUUCCCACUUCACGACUAUGACUACGAUCCCGGCCCCCUCUGGUGCUCUCGCUCGAGAAGAAUGGCCGGACGCCGACUUCGAGCUACCCGACGACGAACCUCUCCAUGCAUCGGACGCUGAGUCAGAUAAGGAUGAUGACGACUUGGACUGGGACAACGAGAUGGGUCUGGGGACGACAGGCGGGGCGAAGGCUGAGGCUGUCAUCGCCGGUAUGGCUGCUCGUUCAGAGUCACGGAGGAGUUCUACACAGUUGAUCACCAUUCGUCCGCCUCUAUCGUCUUCAGAGGACAAUGAUGAGGACGAAGAAGGGAUAUCUACCAUCAAAGUCUCUGCUCUGCCGAUCUUCUCCAAACCCUCUACACAGCCGGCGUCUGCUCCCAUCGACGAGGACUUGGAAGCCGACUUCGCCCUCCCCGAAGAAUUGACCCAGUUGUCCCUGCGCCCACAGUCUCUCCACCAUCAGUCCUCCAAAGGUUCUCUAGAGUGGGGAGAUCAGACAUCCUCCUCGCAGUCAUCGGAUGCUCCUUCGACGCUUGGUCUUGCCGAACACUCGUCAUCAUCUACAUAUACGUCGGCAUCCCUCCCAGAGACCGAGACCGAGGACGAGAACGAGGAAGAGGAUGAUGGUGAGCUCGAUGGGCUCGUAAUUCCUGCAGGGAUUUUCGAGUCCAAGCAAGGUGGUAAGCACCUUGCGAAACUAUUAGAGUUGAAGAAGAAGAAGCCUGUGGUUGAGGAACGGAUAAAGAUCGCCAGUCCCGAUCCUGAGGAUGACUUCGAAAUUGGACUUGUCAUCGACGAUGAUGCGGACUUUAGUCCGAGUCGAAUGCUACACCAUGCUCAGCAGCAACAGUCUAAACGUACCGCUGAAGGUCGUAGUAAAAGUGCGCCAUCGCGACCUCCCCCUUUACAACGUCCACCAUCCCGACUUCGAAGCGAUCGUGCCAAGUCGCCCACUAAUCCGCCGAUCUCAUCCGCGCGGCAGUUCUCGAGGCUGAACAUCAAAACGUCCCCUCCACGCCCCGGAAUGCCUCGUGCCCAAACAGCAAGGAACGCAACAGCAAAUGCGCCUGCAUCCCCUCCCUCCUCUUUCCUUACCCCCAAACCUGGCAGUCUGCGAGGGCAGAAGUCUCAGCCUGGCCUGAAGCCUCCCUCACCUCCAUCCUCGCAGAGGAAGAUGACGCGCAAGGCGUCUUUACCCGCCCUCACAGAUUCGAUGUUCCAGGCGCAGCCUCCUGUAGCCGGACCUUCGUCAACCAAACCCCCCGCGGCCACGUCACGUUACGAGCAACACACUGCCGCCUCCCGUGCAAAGACGAGUCACAAUAGCUCAACGGGACGCAUGCAUGGUUCCGAGUUCAAAGUUCCCCCUACGCGACCCUCAACUCCCUCCUCUAAUCCUGCCGCACUUCGUCUCACGAUGCCAACAUCGUCUUCGCGCAUGAAAUCUCGCCCUGCAAUAUCGUCUGUCUUCCCUCCCGCCCACACACCAACAUCGCAAACCCGUCCCACAUCACCAUUACCUCCCCGCCCACAUUCUACCGCUUCUACCGUUUCGGCCAGGGCAAGAACGUCGCCUUCACAGACAACUAAACCAACUGCGUCGGCACCAAAGGUUCUCAAGCGCCCAAAGAGACAAAGAACAUAUGGUGACGGGACGGAGCUAGAUAACUUCGACGAUUUGCCUACAGACCGCGACAAGGAGAUGAGAUAUAGAGUACAACCCAAAGGGUUUGGGAACAGGGUCCCCGGCGGCACGUACUCAAAGGUGGUUGAUGGUAGCAAGGGCACGGUUCGGAGGAAAAAACAGGGCAGUACUGAGCCUGGUGGGAAUGCAUUACGACGAGCAGGUCGUAUUGAGUUCCCUGCUCAGACUGCAAGCGAAGAACCAGCCACGAAGAAGAAGAGGGCUUCAGCUUCAUCACCCACAACGAGACGCAAGCCUACGCUCAUACGCAAUUUGGGCGGUGCUGGCGCUCCAAAAGUGGUUGGGGACAUGAAGUGGAACCCUCAGACGCUGCGGUGGGAGGGCAAUGAUCAGGUCCUUCGCGACUUCGACGCUGUAGUCGGCACGUCGACGCGGCCUGCACUGAUUACACAUCUGACGGGAUCGUCGAUGGGUUCCCCCGUUGGGUCGUUCGCGUCAGGCGCACGACUGGUUGGGAACAUGAUGUUCGACCCUCAGAAGAUGUGCUGGAUAUCGACGUUGCCACCUGAAGAAGACGAGCCGGAUGUCUUCGCAGACCUAGCCGAUGACGAGGACGACGCGGACGGUUGGGAGACAAAGGGUGGCACGAUUCGGGCCAGCCAGCAGGGCGUGGCUGAACAAUCGUCAGACGCCAGCCGCGUAUCAACUGCCACCCGGAUGUCGACACCUAGUCCAGCGCCUGCGCGCAGCAGAAGUAUGUCGGAAUCCGAGAGCGAUCGCGGCUCGCGGGCGUCGAUGUGCGUCGCAGACGUGGACGAGAUAUUCGUGGAGGAGUGCCGGCUCGCGGAGGAGCGGCAUCGCGCUGAGAUGAAAGGAUGGCGGCUGGAUCAGCCUCUUCGGCACGCUGAGCCUGACCGGUCGUAUCUGUACGAGAUACGCGCGCUCGCGACGCGGCGUUAUUGACGCUGCUUGUUUAUAUGUCUUUUUUGUUUCCCUUCCUGUUUAUAUUCCAUUCCCGGUGCCGGUAAUAUUUCCUUGCGCUUCUGGUGUACAUUCUUCUCAUUGGUCUCGUCCACUAAUGAACACUGUCCCCUGUCGCUCCUUCCCUUUCCCGAGUGUAUAUUUCUCGUCUUUUAUUCGAUUUUGCAGUUUUGUUUUGCUGUGUCUAGCACCCACACUCUCGUUUGCCAUGUAUCUGUUGUUUCCUCGAUAAGUGAAUAUGAUUUAUGACCUCCCGAAC